AUGCCAGUAAAUCGGAUAUAUAUUAUUCUGACUGAGUAUUACAUUCUCUUUCUUCAUCGAUGGGUUUGCUCCGUAGGUUCAGUGGAAAAUAUCCAGGCUGACGUUAACGUUAUUAUUACCAAACGUGAUUCCCUGGAGGAACAGUACCAUGAGGUGUCCUGCUGUCUGAAGGAGGUAUUAAAUGGGUGCCUUGUGGAUGGGGUAUUUUGUGUAGCUGGCGGCUGGGUUGGCGGGAACUGUAGCGCUCGAGGUUUUAUUAAAAGUGUUGAUACUGCCAUAAAGCAAAGUGUAUGGUCAUCUACCGUCGCUGCUUCGAUUUGUUCUGCAUAUCUUCGGCCGGGCGGUAUGUUCAUUCUUUGUGGGUCUAUGUCGGCUUUGGAUGGUACUCCAAGAAUGAUUGGAUAUGGAUUAGCAAAGGCAGCUGUCCAUCACUUGGCCUCAAGUUUGGCUGAGCCGGAGAGUGGGAUGCCACCCGAUAGUUGUGUCAUCACUCUACUAUUUGGCAUAUUAGACACUCCAGCGAAUCGCAAGUGGAUGUCGAAAGAAGACUCUUCUACAUGGACGCCCUUAGACUUCAUCAACAGACUACUCCUUGACUGGAUUCAGGGUAAAAUGCGUCCGAAAUCCGGUAGUCUCCUUAAAGUUAUCACCAUCGAUGGAAAAAGCGAGUGUAUACCUAGCAAUACCUUUUGA
This is a messenger RNA of Echinococcus granulosus, 693 nucleotides long. RefSeq names its product Dihydropteridine reductase. The coding region runs from base 1 to 693 and encodes 230 amino acids. Gene Ontology annotation, biological process: tetrahydrobiopterin biosynthetic process; L-phenylalanine catabolic process. Gene Ontology annotation, molecular function: 6,7-dihydropteridine reductase activity; NADH binding; NADPH binding. Gene Ontology annotation, cellular component: cytoplasm. Lineage: Eukaryota; Metazoa; Platyhelminthes; Cestoda; Cyclophyllidea; Taeniidae. The transcript has 6 exons. The record is from RefSeq and is a predicted model, not a curated record.